AUAAAAGGGUUGCCCAGGAGCCACAGGGCUGCAUUUCCACCUCAUGCUGAAAAGCCUGGGACCAAGGAUGGAGAGAGGCUGGGGAGUCCUAAUGAUGCUCGGGGUGGCCGUAGCAACCACCACGUCACCUCUGCCGCAGACACGGAGCUAUGAAGUGGCAGUUUCUCAUGCUGUUGACCUCUACAACCAGAAGGCACCUGGAGACUCUCUCUUCCGGCUCCUAGAGGCAGACCCUCAGCCUGGAUGGGACGAAAAUUCUCAAAGCACUCAAGAGCUGAACUUCCUCAUUAAAGAGACUGUGUGUCCAGUGUCGGAGAAAGCUGUCACGGAGCAGUGUGACUUCAAAGAGGAUGGGCUGGUGAGAGACUGUUCAGGUUACAUCUUCCCUGAGCAGCAGCCGGCCACCAUCCUGAUCACCUGUGACACAGUGGCUGAGGAGCCUACUCGUGUCCGGCGGUCCAGGUUUGGAAGAUUUUUCAAAAAAGUGAGGAAGCAGCUCGGCCGUGUUCUCCGCCACUCCCGCAUCACAGUUGGGGGACGAAUGAGAUUCUAAGGCAGAACAGGGAGAAAGGCACAAACAUCCCCACAGCCACUUCUGCUCCUUGUGUCUGAGCUGUGCAUCUGAUUCGAUCCUGUCCCUUCGAGUCUCAAUACAAUAAAUGGUCAUUUUCAGUG
This is a messenger RNA of Chelonia mydas (Green sea turtle), 675 nucleotides long. Its product is annotated as cathelicidin-related peptide Oh-Cath. Bases 44 to 553 code for a protein of 169 amino acids. Gene Ontology annotation, cellular component: extracellular region. Gene Ontology annotation, biological process: defense response to Gram-negative bacterium; defense response to Gram-positive bacterium; innate immune response. Lineage: Eukaryota; Metazoa; Chordata; Testudines; Cheloniidae. Gene Ontology annotation, molecular function: lipopolysaccharide binding. The transcript has 4 exons. The record is from RefSeq and is a predicted model, not a curated record.